AUGGACGAUAAAUAUAUAGGACUCGCCUUGGCGAUGUCCUCCUCGCUAGCAAUAGGUACAUCAUUCAUUAUUACAAAGAAGGGGCUUAUGGACGCGUCAGCACGUAGCAGACUGGCAAAUAGCGGCACUGGUACCGUACAGGCCACUGACUAUUUACAGAAUCCAAUAUGGUGGGGUGGUAUGAUCACUAUGGCGAUUGGAGAGAUUGCCAACUUUGCCGCAUACACUUUUGCCCCGGCUAUCUUGGUUACUCCAUUGGGGGCAUUGUCAGUCAUUAUAGGGGCCGUGUUGGCGGCAAUAUUCUUGAAGGAAGAAUUGGGAACAUUGGGAAAGAUGGGAUGUGCCAUCUGUUUGAUGGGCUCAGUUAUAAUUAUCUUGCACGCACCACCGGAUAAGGAGGUUCAAACGGUGGAUGAAAUUUUGGGCUAUGCUACGCAACCCGGGUUUCUAUUCUAUUGUUGUGCUGUGGGGCUCUACUCUUUGUUCAUGAUCUACAAGAUAGUGCCCAAGUAUGGAAACACCAAUCCAAUGAUUUACUUGUCUAUAUGUUCCUCCGUGGGAUCCAUAUCUGUGAUGUCCAUCAAGGCAUUUGGAAUUGCGUUGAAAUUGACUUUAGGCGGUAACAACCAGUUCACCCAUGUAUCCACCUAUUUGUUCUUGAUUGUGGUUGCAUUGUGUAUCAUCACACAAAUGAAUUAUUUCAACAAAGCGUUGGAUCAAUUCGACACAUCUAUUGUCAACCCCUUGUAUUACGUUACAUUCACCACUUUUACUUUGGCUGCCUCAUUCAUUUUGUUUAGAGGGUUCAACACAUCAUCUGCUGUCGACAUCAUCUCCUUGUUGAUUGGGUUCCUUAUCAUUUUCAGUGGGGUGUAUUUGCUCAAUAUUGCAAGGAAAGACGACGGUGGACACAAUCGUGAAAUAUUUGGUGUUCAUAGCUCAAAAGACAUGGCGCCAUUGGACAAUGGCGUGGGUGGGUUUUCAACUGUUCGCAGAUCGAUGCAAGUAAAUAGGUCUAUGGAUUAUGAUGAAGAGGAGAGGGUGGCACUAAGAAGAAUAGACAGCUUCGAAAUUGAGAGCGAUGGAGAUGAUACAAGAACUCAUAGACAUUAA
Molecule: messenger RNA, 1113 nt
Organism: Lodderomyces margitis
Lineage: Eukaryota; Fungi; Ascomycota; Pichiomycetes; Serinales; Debaryomycetaceae
Exons: 1
Coding region: 1-1113 (370 amino acids)
Biological process (GO): magnesium ion transport
Cellular component (GO): membrane
Molecular function (GO): magnesium ion transmembrane transporter activity
Source: RefSeq, a predicted model, not a curated record